UCCAAUAUUAAAAAAUGUAUUAAGAAGAAGGGUAGAAAAAUAUUAUUUAAUAAGAACAGAUCUAUAUUCUCAAAUUCUAAAACUCAAAUAAUACAGAAGAAGAAAUCAUUGUAAUUAUCAAAUUAAAAUUAGAUCAAUGAAAGGAUAAUGAAAUAAUUAGAACCUGUAAAAAAUGCUGUGUAAAAUUAAGGAAUUGAUGAAAAAAUUUUUUACUUCCACCCUAACCAAUAGUUUAAUCCAGAUAUUUAUAAAAUUCUUUAAGAAUAUAUUGAUAUACAUAAAAAUGAUGAAAUAAUAUAAAACUAACAAUAAUAAGAAUAAGUUUUCUGCUUUUCAAAGAAAUUAGAAAGUAAUACUAUUUUAAACUUAGAUAUAAUAUCAGAGAGGGAUUAUACUUUGAUGCAUACUCUUAAAAGGUAGCAACUAUAGGAUUUAGCUUGCUUAGCUGAAUAUUUAAUGUAUAAUGCUCUAGUCGAUCUUAUAAUGAAAAUAAUACUCUUUUAUUUAGCUGGUAAAUACAUUUAUCUAUUAGUUAAAAGGGAAGAACUAAGAAUAAAUAACAAGAUGGUUAUAAUCAGAUUGA
This is a messenger RNA of Paramecium sonneborni, 583 nucleotides long. The record is from the annotation of a GenBank genome assembly. Lineage: Eukaryota; Ciliophora; Oligohymenophorea; Peniculida; Parameciidae.